GCGGAAAAGUACAUCGGAGAUAAGAUUGGGAAAAGCCUGAAGGUCCAGCAAUUCGAGCAACUAGACAGGAGCUGCUGAGCAGUUUGCAGUGUUUACGUCCUCAAAUGCUGACAACUUCUGCGAGAGGGCGUGGGGCAGAGGUGUACAGUUUGUUCAGGAUGAACUUCACCUGCCUGAGCAAACGUGUGUGAGGGAUGUUUCAGCCGAUAGCAGCAGCCAGGGAUCAUGUGCGACUUGCUGACAUAUUAAAAUCUACCGAGGAAGGAAUAAGGAAGGAGAUCACAUAGCCUACUCUGGGCAGGGAAACCUUUGGCGAAAAGAAAAGGGAGCUGCAGUUGUCGGGUAGCCAGCCAGGUGACUUGAAGGUCACUGGAGGUGGAGGAAAGAGAGAGAGAGAGAGAAAUAUAUCAUAACACCUGACGAGCAGAGGAGUCCGGGGCCAGUGCCAGCGGGCAGCUGUCGGACGCGAGAGGCUUGUUCACUCGCAGGGUCCUGCUGCCAGGAACAGGAGCUGCGACGGGGUUCUGUACGCUCACACACCAUGGCUGAGAAAAGUGAGAAGGUGCCCUCGAAAAAGGCAGGCCUUCGAGCAGCAGUGGUCCUGAUAGGGUUACUGCACAGAUCCCGAAAGGAAAAGGACAGACGGAAACAAGAGAUGGCAAAUGGGUCAAAUACGAGCGUGCUCGAGCCACACUUAUCACCACCACACACUGCUCCGCCAUCCACACGGUCUGCAGAAUUCUUUGAAAUGCUGGAUAAGAUGCAGACUAUAAAAUUUGAUGAGCAGAAGGACAAGAGCAACAGGCAGAAGGAUGAUUACAUCCCCUAUCCUAGUAUCGAUGAGGUCAUCGAGAAAGAAGGACCAUAUCAGUCCAUUAUCCUCCCCCAGUUUGGAGGCUACUGGAUUGAGGGAAUGGAGAAUGUCACUACCCCAACGUCAUCCGAGAGUAGUUUUUGUGAAGAGGACGCCGUGGAGAACCUGAGUCCCAGCACCUUUGGGUACAAGCUGGAAUGCAACAGUACCGCCAGAGCCUACAGGAAGCAUUUCCUCAAUAAGGAGCAUUUGAAUUUUUAUACUUCAUGCAGUGUUAUUGGAAGUCUGGUGAUUUCAGUCAAAUAUGAAGACACUGAUGGGCAAGAGUAUUUGAGGAUCAUACUCAGAUCCAAAUCGAAAACAAUUCAUGAGCAGCUCCCACUUGAUGGAGUAUCACGACUUCCCAGUAUUCCACUGAUAGCAAAGCUUCUCUGUGAUGACCUGACCUGUGUGAAAUUCUCCCCUGUACUAUAUCCUAAGGCAUCCAAGUUCAUAGUUGCAUAUGAUGAACAUGAGAUCAAUAACAACUUCAAGUUUGGCGUCAUUUAUCAGAAGGUCAGACAGACGACAGAAGCGGAAUUAUUUGGCAACAGUGAAGAAAGCCCUGUUUUUAAGGAAUUCUUGAAUUUACUCGGAAACACAAUUGUGCUCAAGGAUUUUAAAGGUUUCCGAGGAGGUCUAGAUGUUGCCCAUGGUCAAACAGGCUCGGAGUCCGUCUACACCGUCUUCAAAGAUAGAGAGAUCAUGUUCCAUGUUUCUACAAAGCUGCCAUUUACAGAAGGGGACUCUCAGCAGCUGCAAAGAAAACGGCACAUCGGGAAUGACAUUGUGGCAAUCGUAUUCCAAGAGGAAAAUACACCAUUUGUUCCAGAUAUGAUUGCUUCCAAUUUCCUUCAUGCAUACAUUGUGGUGCAGGUGGAGACUUCUUGUGCAGAUAGAACUACUUAUAAGGUUUCUGUCACUGCUCGAGAGGGUGUUCGUCAAUUUGGGCCCCUAUUGCCAAGCCCACCUGUAUUUAAAAAGGGCCCUGAAUUCAGAGAGUUUCUACUCACAAAGCUCAUCAACGCAGAAACGGCUUGUUACAAGUCUGAGAAGUUUGCAAAGCUGGAGAACCGUACACGAGCAGCACUGUUGGACAACCUGCACGAAGAACUCCACAGUCAGACACAGGCAAUGUUGGGACUGGGCUCUGAUGAAGAGAAAAUGGAAAAUGGUGGCCAUGGAGGAUUCCUGGAGUCUUUCAAGAGGGCUCUCCGUGUUCGCAGCCACUCAAUGGAGACCAUGGUAUCAGGUCACAAGAAGCAUCACAGCGGAGGGUUGCCAGGCAGCCAGAGUGGUGGGAUCUCGCACAACGUGGUAGACAUCAUCAAGCACCCUCCCAAUCAAGCAAAGCUUCUGAAGAGCCCAGUGAAAAGGAGAUCAGCUCUCUUCCCUCGAACCCAUACAAGUUCAGACAGUCAGUUGGAUGGGAGACCACGCUGCGAAAGUCUCUCGAGUUUGUCGAAGACACCUGAAAGUAGUCAGAUCUCAUCGGACGUCAGAUGGGAAACGUCGUCCAAUCCAAGCUCUCCUGAAAUGGGUCCCAACAAAGACAGGACCUAUAGCAAACUCAAGGAGAACGGCAAGGGCAACAUCUCCCGUUCUUCAUCGAGCACAAGUAGUUUCAGCAGCACGGCUGGAGACAAUGAAGCUUUGGAGGACUAUGAGUCCAGCACAGGUAAUCAGCCAUCCAUAGCAUCUCCUUUCCGACAAGACGUCUUUGUCUAUGGCAGUGAAAACCAAAGCAGCCCAAAUCAAAUAGGCUUGUGCAAGAGCCCCACAGAUACAGCCAAGUGUAAAACUUCUCCAAGAACUACUUUGAAAUUCAGAUUUGAUAAACUCCAUUACAGCUCAAAUCCACAGGGUCACUAACAGAGUCAGUGCCCCCCACCCCCGACAUUUUGCACUUGUAAGUGAACAUCAUUUCAGGGAUAAUCCAUUGACAGUAAAGGCGCCCUUCAUUCUCUCCAACAUCUAGUGGAAACUUGCAUUCGCCGCAAACAUAGCUACAGCUGGUUCACAUUGAGCUGCAUCCCGUCCUUUCUGCAAGUGAAGCACACCCUCCCGUGCCCUGGGAGGCUGGAAAUUGCCAGGAAACUCUGUCCUAUAUCUGCUGUUACUGGGGUUCAGGUAGUCCACUCCAGCUUCACAGUAAACCUAUUUAGGACCCACUUGGUGAUGUGUAAUUGUAAUGGUUUAAGCAGUCUGAUGUGUGUACGAGGCAACACCGUAUGGAUAACCUUCAAUGUCCCCUACCUGUCCUUCCCUUGUGUGGUUCUGCAGCCUUCUGAAAUGUAGCUUCCUUUGGCCACUUGACCAUUGGAGAUACUGUUUUAAAAGUCAUAAGCAUGCUUCUUUACAACUUGCAAUGGGAUGUACCUGGGAUGGAUAUUGAAGGAGCUCCGACAUAUCCUAAAAACAGACCUCCUUGAGGCCUCCAAGCCCAUCAGGAAAACAUUUGGGGUAAUGUAACUGCCUCCUGUCUGAGGACAGAGAGCAGCAAAACUAGGAGACUACAGCGAUGUCAAUCUUCAAACACGUCCUCCCUCGUCUAGUCAUCCUGAGGCAGUGGGGCGGCCGUACCUGAAUCCCUGCUGAUGUUGCUUUGCACAGUAAUUGUAACAGAGCCUAAACUUUGCGUUGUAACCUGUUAUUCACCAUGUUUACACUGCCAAUUAACAAAACUGUCCAUUGUGUCCUGCUAGGUUUGUCGUACGUAUAUCUGAUGUUACAUUUAAAUGUUAAAUAUGUGCAAAGUUACAAAAAAUCUGCCUUUCCCGGUACUGGGCAAAUGUAUCACUGAAGGAUUACAGUAAAAUGUGUUCAACAAGAUUAUAAUUCAUUUUAGUUUGUUCCCUGAACAAUGUGAAAGCUUCAAGUAUUUUCCUUUCCAGUUUUAUUUUAUCUCCUUUUCUUGGUCAAUGUGGUCCUUGGGUUUUGAAAGUCAGACGGUGGGCACCAGAUCUGUUCCCAGAUUGCCACUUCUAGCUGAGCACUGGAUGGUAAGAAAUGAUUUCUCACCUGUUGCACAGUUUGGGAACUGAAGUGAAUCUGACCUGAGCUGCCCUCCACCCCAUUUCUGUGGCACCAAGGCCAUGUGCUCCUGAACCCCAACAAUUACUAGAGCUAACCCCAAGGCUGCCACAUACAAGUGCCCUAACCCAUGGUGCCACCCUGACCCAAGAACCACUACUAUAUGUGAGAGAUCCAAACUCUACCAUGCCCACCCCAUCUAGUAAUUUUUAAUAGUCUUGUCCCCGUUCUGUUUCCCUUUCUGAAGGUGAACAUCACAAAACAGUGUCUGUUGUACAGAAGUAAACCUCAAUUCUUAAUUUAAAGCCUGCUUGAGAUUCAAGAAUAUUGCAGUUUGGUGCAGACAUUCUCCUCUAGCCCUGGGAGAGCUGCCAACUAUUCCCUGGUUCUCUCUUGUUGUUCCAAGCCUACUUUAUUUAGUAUUGAAAUUGGCACGAGAAACAGAACUCCUUUAUUUUGUAAAAGCCCUCAAUGCCUGGCCUCACAUUGGUACUCUCCUGUUGGAUAGUGUUUGAUACACUCCGCACUUUGAUGUGGAAUGAUGUUUUCCACUUUCAGAAAUGUGACACCACUCAGAAAAUGAUUGGUCAGUGAGUAUUGUAUCUUCAAGUUGAAUUUUUAAUUAAUUAAUAGUUACAGUGAAAUUGUCAAACACCAUUUAGUAGAGAGAGCUUUUUUAAAAAAAAAUGCCAUGUUUGCUGCCCAAAUCAGCCCAGGGGUGACCGAGAGAACCUUUCUGCUGUUAAGAUUUUGACAAUAAUUGCCAUGUUUUUAUUUGUCGCUAUCAAGGGCCAAAACCUGUGGAUAAAUGUGUACAGUUCUCACCAGCUGAUUUGGAGUGUUUUUAUUGUGAGGAUUAAGUCAUAACCUCUGUAUAGACUGAGUAUCAGCUAAUUCAGACAACAUAGUAUAAAAAUUGCAUGUUGGAAUUUGUGUCAACGUUAAAAGAAUGCGAGAUUACAAAACUGUAAGAGGGCUGCCUGGGUGCCCUGCCACGAUGAGCAUUUGAAUCCUUUAGGGAUUGGAUCACACUGGGUCUACUAUCUUACAGAUCUGAAUGUGAAGUAAUCUGGACCAAAGAUUUGACAAUUAUCUCUGACUCACCCCACUCACUUCCCUCUAACUCAUCCUCACUUUUUUUCUGUUUUCUUUAUCUCCUAUGUCUCCUUUGCUCUCUCUCCCUCACUUGCUAAUUCCUAGUUACUCUUGUCUUUCUACUUCCUGUUAAAUCUCUAACUCGAGCCUUUCUGUUAGGUUUCCACAUGUAUUGUCGCCCAUCUAAACUUCUCGUUGUGUUGUCUCCUUUCAUUCUCAUCAACUUAUUUAUACUUUCUCUCUCCUUCUUGCUCCUUUGUCUCUCUUUCUCUCUCUCAUUCAAGUGGAUUUCCAUUCUAUCUGUUUCCUUAAUGUCUCCCCACUCACUCACUGCUCUCUUUUCUACUCAUUUUAACUCCAUACUCGUCCCUUCUGUCUAUUCCUCUCACAAGCCUGUCACAAAUGAAAUGUGCUUGACCAGUUAUUAUCCAGUCUAUCACUGAAGUCUGCACCGUGUAAAAACUCUUCACCCUAGAAGAAAAAGGCAGGGACAGAAUCUGGCAAGAUCUUCUCUGUGGAAUUCUAAAAUAUUUCCCAAGCAUUUUAAUACACAUUUUGUAUUCUUGGCCUUAUUUCAGAACUGGAACGAUUAUUUUUAACAUCACAUCCACAGGAGACAACUGAUGAUUCUGUCAUAUGUUGGCCCUCUGUAAGAUACAUCUCAUUGAAUUGACUAUAAAUCACCCAUGAUUUUAGAGGCAGCAGAUUUAGGAGCCUACCUGAUGCCCAGCGACUGUCUAAUCACUGGUUUAAUGAAAGUCAUUUUGUAUGGUGCAAAAUCAAAAUCAAGUCUUCUGUAUUCUUAUGUGAGGUCACUAAAAUCUGAAAAGAAUUUGCAAGACUUCGCGUGUAAUCAACCACAGUAUCCUCAGGUGUUGGAAUUUAAAGUUGUACUCCCCACUUCUUGCAUCUUGGAAAACUUCUUGCCCUAGUGUGGUGACAGGUAGAGGUUAGAUCCUGGUUCCCCACACUUUCCUGUACAGUCUCUCGCCCCCUGCAUGGGCACCCAAGAGGGAUUCACCUCAUUACGCAUGAAUGUAUUUUCUUUCAGACAUUACAAAAAUAUCAAACUGUCCACAAAGGAAUGAUAAACAGAGAAAUAGAAACACAAGAAUCUACCUUAUAUAAUGAACAAGCUGCACCUUAAUAUCUCAGGUAUUAUCACAGCCUAUAACCAGACAUCAGUUCUGCCAUCUUGAUUUUCUGAGUAUGACUUUCACCAUUGUCAGAUUGAGCAAAAUGGCUGACAGGUUUAUGGAAAAUAUUUAUUAAGUAUUCAAGUCUGGAUAAAUCUUACUAUGUCUUUUAGAUAAACCAUAAAAUUCAGCUUAAUUUGUAAUUCUGUUUGUUUAAAAUGCUCAAAGGAUAGAGGGAAUGAAACAUUCAGUGAGCCUCUAACUGGUGGGCACUUUCCCCAUAGUCAUGAGUUUGAAACUUCACACACUGUUAGAGCAACGAGAAUAUUCAUUGUUGGGAGACAUGUUCUUGCUGAUGCUGCAGAGUGGUGAAAAUCACACAGGAUUUCUGUCACUCAGUGAGAUUAGCUCAAGGAACGAGCUGGUCAGCCAGGCUUUUUGCCCUCCUGAGCCCUGGGCUGAGCUAAGUUGCAGGUCAAAGGGAGAUGGAUUGGACAGGCUCUGUAAGGGAACCCUGAUUGCAGAGACCUGGCGCAUUGGCAUAUCUGAUAUUGUCAAACUCUGGCGGGCUGUACAUCUGUACCAGACUGUCACCAAGUUGUCAAACACAUCAGCCAUCUCACUGGCUGAAGCAUUUUUCCUUGCCCCUUUGGGACCUGCUAGUAGAAGUCUCCUUGGGGUCUAUUUUGUUGGCCAUUUCUCUGAAUAUUUUCGCUAACAUUUGGCGUUCUUUUGCCUUUGUGACGGUGCCAUUAAAAGCACAAUCCUCAUUGCAGUUGAUGGCAUCACUUAACACCAAUAGACACAACCUAAUGCUAAUGUGUCUGUAAUGUGAUUUUUCUUCCAACCCACUGUCACACAUACAUAUAAACAUGCCCCAGUAGGUGUAAUCUUUGAAAUGCAAGAGGUUCCUGGAGCUACAGUCCUGCCAACAUGUAUUGAUCAAACACAGAAUGCAGAAGAUUUGAAAUUUGAAACAGUGGAAUCGAGACCUACAAUUGAGGCCUUUAUGAGGUGAACUGAAGUGAAUGGUUAGGAUUAUGUGUGUGGAACUGUUAAUGAGAUGUGACAGAGCUUUAUGAAGCUGCCUGAUCUAUCCACGGAUGUAAAUAUUGUAUAAUUAAUUUAUUGCUACCUUGGCAAAUUUCUUUUGUUGUGAUGUAAAAACUGGAGGAUAUCAAAAAUCCAUGUUUGUAUAUUUUGCCCAUGUUUCCGUGUGAUGCUACAGAUAAUAAAUGUAUUUUGUGUCAGAA
Molecule: messenger RNA, 7370 nt
Organism: Stegostoma tigrinum
Lineage: Eukaryota; Metazoa; Chordata; Chondrichthyes; Orectolobiformes; Stegostomatidae
Product: rap1 GTPase-activating protein 2
Exons: 24
Coding region: 542-2725 (727 amino acids)
Biological process (GO): activation of GTPase activity; regulation of small GTPase mediated signal transduction
Cellular component (GO): plasma membrane; cytoplasm
Molecular function (GO): GTPase activator activity
Source: RefSeq, a predicted model, not a curated record